AUGAAAGCAGAAUUACAAAGAUCAGAGCUUGUUUGGAGAAAUCUGAGGCUUACUACAAAAGGUAGCAACGGGACAAACAAAACUGUUCUGAAGGGAGUCAGCGGUUCCAUAGAACCCUCAACGAUGACGGCACUUAUGGGAACGAGCGGGGCAGGAAAGACUACUCUCAUGAACUCACUAGCAGGAAGAAUUCCAUCUAGCAUGGUUCUUAAGGGUGAAAUCCUUUUGAAUUCACACCCGAGAUCAAAAGACACAUGGCCCAACACUGUUGGAUAUGUAGAACAGGAAUUCCAUGGAUAUGAAUACCAAACGGUUUUUGAGACUCUCUUGUUUGCAUCUAAAAUAAAGAUGAGAUACGAGGAGGUAGAGCAAAAGAUAAAGAACAGAAUAGAGGAAAUAAUAGCACUGCUAGGGCUUAAUAAUGCUAAGAACACAUAUAUUGUAAAUCUAUCUGGAGGAGAAAGGAAACGUGUUUCUAUAGGAGUUGAGUUGCUAGGAGAUCCCUCGAUACUGUUCUGUGAUGAGCCCACCAGUGGAUUAGAUUCAUUUAAUGCUUUGAACAUCCUCAGUCUGCUCAAGGAUUUAGCAAAUAUGGGAAAGACGGUUCUAGUCACGAUUCACCAGCCAUCCUAUGAUAUGAUAAACUUCUUCGAUAAGUUUAUAUUGAUGUCUAUGGGAAAGGUGAUUUAUGAUGGGGAUGUCAGAGGUUGCAUCGAUUUUUUUGAGAGCUGUGGAUAUCGACUACCUGAGCUUACAAAUCCGAUGGACUUCUUUUUGAAGACUAUAAGUCUUGACACAAGAACCAAAGAGUUACAGGGAAGAAGCCUGGAUAUUAUUACUCAUAUAAGUAAUGAAUGGCGCAGGAAGGGAAAGGAGCCUGUACCGAAGCUCUGUGACGAAGUUAGAAUAGAAAACGCAGCAAGAAGAUCAUCGCUUGGGUUUUCCCUUCUUCUAAAUAGGAACUUGAAGAACUACAUCAGGAAUGUUGAUUAUCUGAAGAUCAAGGGCUUUCAAAAGGUCUUUUUUAUGCUUGUGUUUGGCCUCGCAUAUUUGCAAAUGGGAUACUCUAUAGAAAGCAUAUAUACCAGAAUAGGAGGAAUAACAUUUAUUCUGACAAACGUACUUUUUGGAGUGUCCAACCCUAUAUUCAAUGUUUUUUCGUCUGAAAGACAAGUGAUACUUAGAGAAAGGAGAUCUGGGAUGUACUCUGGAAUUGUCGCAUUCAUGGCCAAAUACCUCUCUGAGACAUUCAUCAACUUUCUGAUAGAAAUGCCCUAUGUGGUAACAAUAUACUGGAUGAUUGGGUUAAGCUCGGACGUAAGCACUUUUUUGGUAUUUUUAACCAUUAUGGGCUCUCUAAUACUGUUUAGUAUAGCAUACUCACUGGCUAUCGGUGCAAUAACAUCUACACAAAACAACUCUCAGGUACUGGGAUCGAUGGGACUUCUUGUCUUUCUAAUCUACAGCGGGUCUUUCAACAAUCCAAACACCAUACCCAGCUGGCUUAGAUGGGUAGUUUGGGUUUCGCCUAUGUAUUAUGCAACGAAGGCGUCGGUUCAGAAUCAAUUGAAUGGAGUUGUAUUCGAAAGUUCUAACAUACGGAUCACAGGAGAGGAGCAGAUCAGGAUUAGGGGGCUUGAUGGAACAGGAGUACCACUUUGCAUAUUCAUUCUCCUUGGAAUGAACUUUUUCUGGAUUGUAUCUGGUGCCUUGGCACUCCAUCUCACCACAAAAAACAACAUGAAGAUGGAAUUAAAUGACAAGGAAGAGGUAUGA
Encephalitozoon romaleae SJ-2008 is the source of this 1776-nucleotide messenger RNA. Its product is annotated as EPP transporter-like protein. The record is from RefSeq and is a predicted model, not a curated record. Bases 1 to 1776 code for a protein of 591 amino acids. NCBI's taxonomy places the organism in Eukaryota, Fungi, Microsporidia, Unikaryonidae. Gene Ontology annotation, cellular component: membrane. Gene Ontology annotation, molecular function: ATP binding; ATP hydrolysis activity; ABC-type transporter activity. The transcript has a single exon.